AUGAAGUCCUGGUUCCUCGCCCCUGACUUCACCUUCACUCCCGACGGGACCCUCCAGCUUGGCGCUGUCAUCCCUCAUCCCAGUCGUCCGACUCAGACCCUUGCAUCACCCCGCACCGACGCAAUCACGCUUCCCGAAGUGCAGACUCUGAUCGAGACGAACCAUUCUCACUCGAAUGAUGUCACGCGAACAGCUGGUGUCGAUCUCUUUGCCAAAUUUGUAGAGCUUGCUUCUGUUUCUAUUGGCUAUGAGACUAGUCGGCGCAAUGCGCUAGCGUAUGGAGCUGUAGAUCAUGAAGUCCGAUCUCUAGCUGCGCCGUUUACGAAGGAGUUUCUACAAAGUAUCGUGAACACAGAGGCUGUCAAGGAGCAUAUUGACUCUGGCUUUCUUGGAAAGCGGACCGUUUACAUCGUAUCCGGACUUCGAGUCGCUACCUCUUCUUUUACAGUCACAAAAGAGAAGGGCGUUGGACAUAAUACCUCACUGUCAGCUUCAGGCCCCGCGGGAACCGUGCCAGUCGAAGUUGGCGGCGGUAUUUCAGGCGGAAAAGAAAGCUCAAAGACUGAUUCCUACGAAACUGCUCCCGGUAUCAUUUUUGCUUACCGUCUUCACGCCAUACGUGUUCGUGGCAGCGGCACUGUCGGCUCGGAAAUGUUCGUGAACAAAAAGGCCUUCAUGUCUGGCCGCCCGGGUCCUGAUCCUGAGCCCUUUGAAGUUGUUGAUGUCGACGCUGAAGUGUUGAGAGCUGACAAGGAGGAGGAAGAUGCACCUAAGUAUGAGAUGGAAGGUCUUGGAGAUGAAGAAUACUGUUUGUUUGCGAACGCAUAG
This is a messenger RNA of Fusarium mangiferae, 828 nucleotides long. RefSeq lists its product as uncharacterized. The transcript has a single exon. NCBI's taxonomy places the organism in Eukaryota, Fungi, Ascomycota, Sordariomycetes, Hypocreales, Nectriaceae. The coding region runs from base 1 to 828 and encodes 275 amino acids. The record is from RefSeq and is a predicted model, not a curated record.